GAGCAUGGCAACAAAGCAGUUCAUUUUCGCGGCAAAAAGGGGUGUGCAGGUAUAGGUGUCCGAAGAGUAAGUCAGUGGGGCGUUUGUGUUGGUCAUCUGGUUUGCCUUUUCGCCACGUUUGGUGAAAAUGAGUCAACUUUUUGUGCCCAUUUUAUUGUAUUUUUUGUAGCUUUUUUGUUCACCUUUUUUGUAACUUUUUUGUGACUUUUUUGUAACUUUUUUGUGACUUUUUUGUAGCUAUUUUGUUCGACUUUUUUGUAACUUUUUCGUUCGCCUUUUUUGUUGGCCUUUUUUCGUUCCUACAUUUGUUGGAGAACGGCCGCUUACGCUUACGCUUACGCAUGCGCGCAGACGUACUCCUACAAACCCACCCGUGUGCGUAACCCCGGGGGGUACUGCCUAAAAGAGGGGGGAAAAUGAAGCAGACGUUGCGGGAAGGCCUCAACUUCCUCUCGAAGAAUGUCGUGAAUAUCCUAAUUUUGGUGAUGUCCAUAAGUUGUGUCCUCCUAUUUGUAAAGAAAAAUAAAAAUGAUAAAACGAAGGCAGAAGAUCUGUUUGAGCUUUAUAUGAAGGCGAAUGAAAAUGAAGAGUUGAAGGGGGGAAAGGAGGAGGGGCAGGAUGGAGCUUCCAUGCAGAAGGCCUUCUUGGAUGAAAAGAGCAAAACGUUGAAGCUGAGUAAAAUUGUAAAGCUAACCAACACGGUAAAGAUUUUCAUCUUUUCGUACCCUUGGGAGUAUACCCAUUUCGGGUUAGGCAUAUGUAAGCAUAUAAAAUUUAAUGGGCCCAAUCAGCAAGGGAAAAUAAAAGGCAAAUGGAAUGAUAGGGAGGACAGAGAGAAGGAUGCGAAAGAAAUUUACAGAAGCUACACUCCUAUUUAUGUCGAUAGGAAGAAGAAAGAGGUUCACUUUGUCAUUCGAAUAUACAGCCCAGACGAGCAUUUUGUGGAUGGUGGAAAAAUGAGUGUCCAGUUGGAAAAAAUGCGAAACAAUCAGACGGUUAAAAUUGCGGGUCCCUUUGGGGUUCUAGAUUAUAAGGGCAGUAACAAAUUCAGCUAUCUGACCAAGGCUGUGCAGAUUAAGAGGCACAUCGUGAUGAUAGCUGGUGGGACCGGCAUGACUCCCUUUUUCCGGCUGAUAAAGCACAUGCUCCUGUUUGACGCCAGGGAGGGGGAGCAGCCCUUCGUGACGCUCAUCUACGCCAACAGGAACGAGGAGGAGAUUCUGCUCAAGGGGGUUUUCGACGAGUACGAGCGGACCUUCGAGCGGUUCAAAGCAGUGUACAGCGUAGACGAGUGCCUGGACCCCACCAAGAGGGACACGUUCGAAAAUGUAGGAUACCUAACGGAGGACCUUUUGCGCAAGUACAUUCUAAAGUAUGAGAGGUUGGGCAUCCAAGUGGACAGCAGCGAUACGCUCAUUUUGAUGUGCGGCCCUCCCCCCAUGACGGCUUUCCUUAAGAAGAUUCUGAAGGAGGACAUUCAAAUGGAAAAUGUCAUAACGCUUUAG
Plasmodium vivax (malaria parasite P. vivax) is the source of this 1505-nucleotide messenger RNA. RefSeq names its product oxidoreductase NAD-binding domain containing protein. NCBI's taxonomy places the organism in Eukaryota, Apicomplexa, Aconoidasida, Haemosporida, Plasmodiidae. The transcript is spliced from 2 exons. The record is from RefSeq and is a predicted model, not a curated record. Gene Ontology annotation, molecular function: oxidoreductase activity. Bases 417 to 1505 code for a protein of 362 amino acids.